Molecule: messenger RNA, 495 nt
Organism: Bipolaris oryzae ATCC 44560
Lineage: Eukaryota; Fungi; Ascomycota; Dothideomycetes; Pleosporales; Pleosporaceae
Exons: 3
Coding region: 1-495 (164 amino acids)
Source: RefSeq, a predicted model, not a curated record
AUGACGCGAAAUUGGGAGUUUCGAAGUCCGAAAGACCAAGGCCACCGCCGUCUCCUCCUAUCGCGACACGAUGCACCGGCCACGCCGCCAACCAAGCGUAUGCCCACCCCAUACCCCAGCUGCUCAACAUACAUUUGUGCGCAUCUUUACAUCCAUCUUUCUCCGACAUCUGGUGCUGCUGGGGUUGCUGAUCUUGUCAAUGCUGUCGUCGUCGUCUUCGUAAUCUCGGCUGGAGAUGCUACAUUGUGGAUUUAUCUCUUGCGGGAAGUGCCUCUAGCCGAUGCUACAAAGGCCAUCCUGAUCGGUGAAGAGUACAAUGCUCGAUUGGCGAAGACGGGAACACGCGGAAGGCCGCGGCAGAGGACCGCAGCAUGUUUUGUGGCUUGCCUUGUUCGGCCGACAAACGCUGGGCAUCGUUUCGAGAUGUUAUUCGACGACUGGCAACGUGAUUGUGACUGCAUACAACAGGUCUUAGUGCCAUACCGCAAAGGCUGA